Messenger RNA from Schistocerca gregaria, 3066 nucleotides. RefSeq names its product sialin-like. The transcript has 10 exons. NCBI's taxonomy places the organism in Eukaryota, Metazoa, Arthropoda, Insecta, Orthoptera, Acrididae. The record is from RefSeq and is a predicted model, not a curated record. Gene Ontology annotation, molecular function: transmembrane transporter activity. Bases 94 to 1731 code for a protein of 545 amino acids. Gene Ontology annotation, biological process: transmembrane transport; monoatomic anion transport.
GUAGCCACAGAUCCGCCUGGGCGCAGGACAGAGCGGCUAACAAGGUCUCCAGCUGACGAGAAACGCAAACAGCGCACCGCACUCGCGACCGACAUGGCUGUAGCGGCGCCGCCAUCCAAACCGCAAGACAGCGUCGGCUUCUGGAAGACGCGGUACACGCUGCUGGUGCUGAACCUGGUGGGGCUGGCCAUCAGCUACGCGACCCGCGUCAACCUGUCCAUGGCCAUCGUCGACAUGGUCAACAACACGGCGCUGCGCGAAAUCUACUCCUCUGAAGUGGACACGGAGCUGGAGAAUCUGGGCAUAGCCGACUGGGCUGACCGCAAGGACGGGCAUUUCAUCUGGGACAGACAGGAGCAAGGCGAGCUGCUGGCUGCCUACUACUACGGUUACGCGGCGGGCCACAUCCCCGGGGGCGUGAUGGCCGACCGUUUCGGAGGUAAAAUCGUCUUCGGGCUCGGUAUCUUCAUCUCGUCCAUCCUCACAAUCCUGACUCCUGCGUCAGCGUGGGCUGGCUAUUACGUCCUUUUUGCCAACAGGAUCGGACAGGGAUUUAUUCUGGGUGGCGUUAUACCAGCGAUACAGACAGUUAUAUGUCGAUGGGCCCCUGACCACGAGAGAAGCAAGUUUUCCGUUAUCUAUGUUGGCGUGUUUGGAGGGACGCUGAUCUCAAUGGCGCUGACGGGCGCGCUGUGCGUGACGUCUGUGGGCUGGCCGCUGGCCUUCUACUUCUUCGGCGGCGUCGGCCUGCUGUGGUGCGUGCCGUGGUGCUUCUACGUCGCGGACUCCCCAGCCCAGCACAAGCACAUCGACCCUGCGGAGCGCUACUUCAUAGAGGCCAACAUACAGUCCAGCGCCAAGAAAAAACUGCCCAUUCCCUGGAAGAGCAUCUUGACGUCUCCAGUGCUGUGGGCCUUCGCUGCACUCUUUGUCACCUUGGACUGGACGUAUUACCUGCUGAUCACGUCGCUGCCACAAUACGUCGCCAACGUUCUGCACUUCAACAUAGAAAGUAAUGGACUGCUGUCCGCCAUUCCACAAAUCGCCGCGGUGGUGGGGAGCCUGCUCUUCGGCUGGCUGGGCGACCCGUGGUUCAAGAAGGGCUACAUAUCCAAGCUCAACGGGUUCCGCCUCAUAAACGGACUGAACACCCUGGUGCCGGCCGCCACGCUGAUCGUGGUGACCCUGGUGGACGACACGGCCGUGGUCGUGACCAUGCUGGCCAUCAGCGGCUUCUGCCUGUCCACCUACUGCGCGGGGCCCUACAUGAACAUGCAGACGACCUCGCCCAACUACUCGGGCACCAUGACGGGCAUCGUCAACAGCAUCGCCAACCUGACGGGCAUCGCAGUCCCUUACGUCGUCGGAGCCUUCACGAACGCCGACAGGACGCGAUCAGGAUGGGACGCAGUGUUCUACCUGUCAGCAGGCCUGGCCGUGGCAGGCUACACCAUCUACGCCACGUGCACCAGAGCCGAGGAGCAGCCGUGGAACACGCCCCCUCCAGGCGAGCAACCCAAAGAAAACUGCGAAAGAGGAGUCGACAACAUUACCUUCGAUGGUGAUCAGAGAUCUCCGAGCUCUUCUAUUAAAGCCAACCAUCACACUGUAGAAAAUACCACGUCGUCUUCUAUUACAGCGAACCAGCACACUGCAGACAGUACCACAUCCUCUCCUGUUAAAGCCAACCAGCACGCUGUAGACAGUGCCACGUCUGUACCUGUUGUUUAGAGCAAGUACAAAGGACCGCUAACCCGUAUCGGGAUGAACGAUCUGAACUGAUGUUCAGAGAAUGGAAGCAUUUAGAUGCUCGUGUACAUAUUAAAUACUCAUUUACUCCAGUUUAAAUUAUGUUGAAGUCUCUAUACAGUCGCAUACAUCAAUUUUUGUAGUUCCUUCAAGACACGUAUCUGGUGCGUGUAAAUUUAGUAACGUUUACAGUUUAGCAUUAUACGUAGUGUAAGCGUCUUAUUUCCAAGUUUUCUAAUGUACUUUCACGGAGUGUAGCUGCCAUUUUCCAUAUCAGUUUCGUAGGCAUUCCAGAGGUCUUUCUAAUGUUAGAAAUAUGGCCCAAAUUGCAGCAGCCUAGAUUAUAGCCUAUGGCCCUAAAUCUGUCAGUAUUAUUUGUAGUAGUUGUUAUAUUUCGCUAUUGCCGACAUAUUCGCGCAAGAUAUUUAGCAGCUUCGAUUAAUAGCGGGAACAACCAAUCAAUUACAGGAACAGUUCCGGCAAUUGAUUGGCUGUUUACUUUAUGAUCGAAGCUUUCCCGCGGUUGCUCUUAACAGCCAUUUCAAAGAUUAUGAUAUUCAGCAGCAAUGCUGAAAUUAAAAAUUUAUCCUUUAUUUUACCGCCACAGUGGCAUAUUUAUUUUUUUCGAUCAAUGUUUUACCAUCUUCAGAGCAUAGUAGUUCUGUAAGCAAAACUUCGUAUCGCUAUGGAACUACGCAUCAGACUCCACUGUUCUGAAACUGAUCAAAUAUUAAUAGAAAAUAGUAGUCAUAAAAAUAAAUGUCCAACUGAUUCAGUGAAAUAAAGGAUAAAUUUUAAAGCUGUUACGUUUAGUGGCACUGUGUAUCUUAUAACGGCAGUUAACAACCGGAGCCUAUUUGAUUACUGUCACGAAUCUCAUUUGUAACUAUCCAUGACAUACCUCAUCUUCUCAGCAUAAAAUAAUUUAAAAGAAGCAAGAAUACUAUCUGCAAAACUGUAUUACUGACCUUCUGUGUGUGAUGGAAUUCAAAGCAUCACUCGUUGUCCGCUCUAGUAGCAAGCAUUACAACUACAAUAUCACAUGAAAGUAACAGUAUAAGUGUAAGUAGAAUCAUGUAAAACACCCCAACGUAAGUGCGAUAUAUACUUACCCUAACAACAAUGUAUAGACGAUAUCCGCCGCAUUUGUCCGAUCUGUGUUUAUUGUGUUCAAUGUGUGAAGUGUAUGUAGUGAAAUAUGAUCAUUGUAUGUCAACCGUUGUGGUAUAUUUAUACUGUUACGAAUGGCUCCUGUAUACAGUGAGUGAAAUUUUUGUACAUAAUUUAUAUCAAUAAAUAAAAAACCUAAAAAUUGAA